This is a messenger RNA of Rhinocladiella mackenziei CBS 650.93, 1113 nucleotides long. RefSeq lists its product as uncharacterized. Gene Ontology annotation, biological process: biosynthetic process. Gene Ontology annotation, molecular function: acyltransferase activity, transferring groups other than amino-acyl groups. Bases 1 to 1113 code for a protein of 370 amino acids. The record is from RefSeq and is a predicted model, not a curated record. The transcript has a single exon. NCBI's taxonomy places the organism in Eukaryota, Fungi, Ascomycota, Eurotiomycetes, Chaetothyriales, Herpotrichiellaceae.
AUGCCACCUCCAGCCCCCUACGACCCGACUGGAAUCGAAUACUACGAGAUCCCAGACUUCUCUUUCUCCAGUGGAACAACCCUCCACGACGUCCGCGUCGCCUACCGCAGCUACAACGCCUCCUCGAGCGCUGGCGUAGUUCUCAUCCCCACCUGCUACGGUGGCCUCAUCAACACGACCCUAACAUUCACCCGACCCCCCUUUGACGCCUUAGCCGCAUACCAUGUCGUCGUUGUCGCCAUGCUCGGCAACGGCGAGAGUUCCUCCCCGUCUAACAAACCUUUCUUUCCCGAAGCCGGCGAGCUUCGAUACCAAGACGUUGUCGGGGCCCAACACCACCUCCUCACAGAACACCUGAAAAUCACCUCGCUAGAAGCCGUUAUCGGCUUCUCCAUGGGUGGCCAACAAGCGUACCACUGGGCCGUCAUGUACCCGGAUUUCGUCAGGCGGAUUGUCUCCAUCUGUUCCUCCGCCCGUACAAGCCUGCACAACUACGCAUUUCUCGAAGGACCAAUUGCCGCCCUAACUUCGUCCAUCGACUACAUCGCCUGGCGUGCCAUGAAGGCCAAAGCCGCACGGGGCGAGCAAGUGGGCGCAAAUCUCAAGGAAGUUGUGCCGAAAAAGGGCCUUGCCGCCUUCGCCCGCGCGUAUGGUGCCUGGCUGACCAGUGCCCAAUGGUUCCGCGACCGAGAAUUCACCCAGGGCGAUAUCCAAGCCGACAGCGUCGAACAGUGGAUGCGCUGGCGCGAAGAAGGCUAUAUGACAUGGGACGCCGAUGACUUGCUGGUUCUCGCGCGCAUGUGGCAGAUGGGCGAUAUUGGGACGGUCAUCCCUGACCCAGACACGAAAACGUUAAGCCAACUAGGCGGCCAAGUCCCGGACGACGCCGCAUAUACUAAAGCACUAGAGAGCAUCAAAGCCAAGGUCCUUCUUAUGCCGUGUCGGACGGAUCAGUAUUUCCCACCUGAAGAUUCGGAGAUUGAGAUGAAGACCCUGAAACACGGCACGUUGAAUGUGAUUGAGAGCUCGUGGGGACAUAUUGCUGGGGGAGGCGCGAAUCCGAACGAUGCCCAAUUUAUGAGUGAGAGAAUUGUUGAGUUUAUGAAGGAAUGA